CCGUCCUGCCGCUUGGCCGCGGGGCGCCUGGCUCAGCGGCUUCUGCGGGCUACCAAGAGCGGGAUGUUGUGGGCUGGGUGGCUCCGGGGCGCCGCGGCGCUGGCGCUGCUGCUGGCGGCCCGAGUGGUGGCGGCGUUCGAGCCCAUCACCGUGGGCCUCGCCAUCGGGGCCGCGUCGGCCAUCACCGGCUACCUGUCCUACAAUGACAUCUACUGCCGCUUCGCCGAGUGUUGCCGCGAGGAGCGGCCGCUCAACGCUUCGGCUCUCAAGCUGGAUUUGGAGGAGAAGCUGUUUGGACAGCAUCUGGCCACGGAAGUGAUUCUCAAGGCGCUGACUGGCUUCAGGAACAACAAAAAUCCCAAGAAACCUUUGACCCUUUCCUUACACGGCUGGGCUGGCACAGGCAAGAAUUUUGUCAGUCAAAUUGUGGCUGAAAAUCUUCACCCAAAAGGCCUGAAGAGUAACUUUGUCCACCUGUUUGUAUCGACUCUGCACUUCCCUCAUGAACAGAAGAUAAAACUGUACCAGGACCAGUUACAGAAGUGGAUCCGCGGUAAUGUGAGUGCAUGUGCGAACUCUGUUUUCAUAUUUGACGAGAUGGAUAAAUUGCACCCCGGGAUCAUUGACGCAAUCAAGCCAUUUCUAGACUACUACGAGCAGGUUGACGGAGUGUCUUACCGCAAAGCCAUCUUCAUCUUUCUCAGCAAUGCAGGCGGGGACCUUAUAACUAAGACAGCUCUUGACUUUUGGCGGGCCGGAAGAAAGAGGGAAGACAUUCAGCUGAAGGACCUGGAACCUGUACUGUCUGUUGGAGUCUUCAAUAAUAAACACAGUGGCCUGUGGCACAGUGGACUGAUCGACAAAAACCUCAUUGAUUACUUUAUCCCCUUCCUGCCUUUGGAGUACAGACAUGUGAAAAUGUGUGUGAGGGCCGAGAUGAGGGCCCGUGGCUCUGCUAUAGAUGAAGACAUUGUCACAAGAGUGGCAGAGGAAAUGACGUUUUUCCCCAAAGACGAGAAAAUCUACUCAGACAAGGGCUGCAAGACUGUGCAGUCGCGGCUUGAUUUCCACUGAGCUCCUGUCUGGAUGGGGUAGGAGGCAGCUGGGAGGCUCCGCACAGCAGACGCCUUGCCUUUCCGAAGAACCCUGAAGACCGCUUUGGGGUUUUGCCUGUUUGCACCUUAGAGUUUGGGGAUAUAGAAUCUUUUUUCUGAGACAGGGCCUCGCUCUGUCAUCCAAGCUGGAGUGCAGUGGUGCAAUCCUCAACUCACUGCAACCUCCACUCCCAGUUUGAGGGAUUCUCAUGCCUCGGCCUCCCGAGUAGCUGGGAUUACAAGCAUGAGCCACUGUGCCCGGCUGGGAUAUAGAAUCUAAGAGUUGAUUUUGGAAAACACGUGAAUCUAUUGCGUACAUUUGUCAUUUUGCAAGAUGACAGCCGUCCAGCUCUUCUUUGCAGCUGAAGAUGAACUUUUAAAAUCCCCUUCACACUUAAUGUACUGACCGUGACAGAAGUGCCUGAAAACAGCUGUGCAUGGCAGGCCUGGCAAUGGUUUCUGACUCACAGCACCCGCACCUCAGAAGCUACUAUCAGGACUGAAGGAGUCCAGGAACCUGCUGCAGGCUGAGGGGCACUGGGUUCCCACCGGCAGGCUGGGGAGCGCUGGGUUCUUACUGGCCGAAAACAUCCUUUUGCUCUGUUUCGUUCUUUUUUUGUUUUUGAGACAGAGUCUCGCUCUGUCGCCCAGGCUGGAGUGCAGUGGCACGAUCUCCACUCACUGCAAGCUCUGCCUCCCAGGUUCACGCCAUUCUGCUGCCUCAGCCUCCUGAGUAGCUGGGACUGCAGGUAUCCGCUACCACGCCUGGCGAAUUUUUUGUAUUUUUAGUAGAGACGGGGUUUCACCGUGUUAGCCAGGGUGGUCUCAAUCUCCUGACCUCGUGAUCCGCCCACCUCAGCCUCCCAAAGUGCUGGGAUUACAGGCUUGAGCCAGUGCGCCCAGCCUCUGUUUCGUUCUUUACACAGAGAGAGUUCACUGACUUGAAGUGUAUUCAAUUAAAAUCGGGGGUGGAGGUGCAGACGGUGUCUGACAGGAGGAUGUGGCCGUGCCCACUGAGCACUCUUGAUCUGGGCUGACCUGUCUGUGUGUGGGGUGGGGCCUUCACCUAACACCUCUGCAGCAGACCUGGACAGACAGGUCUCUCCCGGCUGUCCAUUGUUCUGGCUGCUAAUACAGCCCUGACUGUGGAAUCCUUCACCAUCUCAGCUGGUAUCAUCCCCAGCCUUCCUUGUGCCGCAUCUGAGCUUGGCUCACUGCUCGAGUCCCUCUAACCAUCUAUCGUCAUAGGGUUGAGUCACAGUGAGACCACUGGCUUUCAAUGUGAGUCCUUGGUUUCCAUGGUGAGAUGCUUGUUAAGACUUUAUACUUGGGUCCAUCUCUCACUUUAUUUUGUAGAACCAUUUGAAAUCCUAGGAUGUGCUCAUUCUGGAAGGAUGACAUGGGCCCAGACUGAACAGUCAGCUUGCAGAUCUUAAAGGACAUUGCUCAUUUUAAAACGAGGGAAGGACACAAAAUGGAAUGAUUGCUUAGUCCUUUCUCAGAUACUCUUAAAACAAUUUUUUAUUGUUAAAUUUGUGGUAAUACGUGGUCACAACUGUGGAUCAAACAAGGUUAGUCUACAGUCGUGGCAGGUCCUGGGUGUGACCUGAUACCACCACCCUUUGUGGCAGCGCCAGGCUGGACUGCCCUGAUCCCUGGGCUGUGAGACUUAGCUUCCAGCCAGUGUGAAUCAUUGCAUCUGUCUCAUAAUCGCAGCACAGCUGCAGACACAAUUACAACAAUGUGCAGCAUUUUUUACAUAAAAAUACGGUAGAAUUUAUGACAUGGAAAUGCCUUACAGGCAUUAGUCUUGAAAAAAACACCAAGGUGAGGUUUAAAAUUUUUAGUACGUAUCCUCAAAUUGGAGCUAAGUUACACUUCUUUUAUAAAAUGUUGGGCAUCCGGUUGAGAGGAGACAAGAUUUUGUUUACAGUGAUGCAACAAAUACCUAUUUGCCACCUUUGGACUGCUAUUACUGAUUUGUAACUUGAAAAGGCCGUGGUUGAUCAUGACCCCGCCUCUUCCACCUCCCUUGUAAGAUGUGGACAAGAGCUUUAUUGACCUACUGAAUAUAAAAUAAUAAAGCCUAGAUUUUAUCAUGUGAAAUGC
Molecule: messenger RNA, 3203 nt
Organism: Macaca mulatta (Rhesus monkey)
Lineage: Eukaryota; Metazoa; Chordata; Mammalia; Primates; Cercopithecidae
Gene: TOR1B
Product: torsin family 1 member B
Biological process (GO): protein localization to nucleus; nuclear membrane organization
Cellular component (GO): endoplasmic reticulum; endoplasmic reticulum lumen; nuclear envelope
Molecular function (GO): ATP binding; ATP hydrolysis activity; kinesin binding
Source: RefSeq, a predicted model, not a curated record